AUGGCAAAUGCUUUGACUACAUUUUCACUUUUACUAAGAUUAGCCAUUCUUAUAUUUUUAUUUUUCAGUGAAAAACUAUUCAUGGACAUGGCUGAUAGAUUGGUUGAAGACGGCUUUAAAGAUGUUGGUUAUGAGUACAUAAACAUUGACGACUGUUGGGCUUCGAAGGAGAGAGAUAGCAAUGGUAAAUUGCAAGCUGAUCCUGACCGCUUUCCAUCUGGGAUAAAAAAGUUGGCAGAUUAUGUACAUUCAAGAGGACUUAAAUUGGGUAUUUACAAUGAUUAUGGUACCAAAACAUGCGGAGGAUAUCCUGGUAGCUUAGGAUAUCUAGAUGUGGAUGCCAAAACCUUUGCUGAAUGGGGUGUGGACAUGUUGAAGAUGGAUGGAUGUUACUCUGAUGUUAAGACAAUGCCACAAGGUAUUUGCAGUAAUACAGUCAAGGAGUUUUUAUUUUUUAGUAAAUGUUGUAAAAGUAAUACUUAUUCCAUUUGCUGCUCUCCACAUGUUUUAAUUAGAGGGCUGAAAUGCAAGUAUAAAAAAGGUUUACAAUCUUUCUGAAAAGAUGUUUCUGAC
Messenger RNA from Anneissia japonica, 573 nucleotides. RefSeq names its product alpha-galactosidase A-like. NCBI's taxonomy places the organism in Eukaryota, Metazoa, Echinodermata, Crinoidea, Comatulida, Comatulidae. The coding region runs from base 1 to 558 and encodes 185 amino acids. Gene Ontology annotation, biological process: glycosylceramide catabolic process; glycoside catabolic process; oligosaccharide metabolic process. Gene Ontology annotation, molecular function: alpha-galactosidase activity. Gene Ontology annotation, cellular component: cytoplasm. The transcript has 2 exons. The record is from RefSeq and is a predicted model, not a curated record.